AUGAAGAUCAUGCCCGUGCAGAAGCAGACGCGCGCCGGGCAGCGUACUCGUUUUAAGGCGUUCGUCGUCGUCGGCGACUGCAACGGUCACAUCGGGCUCGGCGUGAAGUGCGCUAAGGAGGUCGCGACCGCCAUUCGCGGCGCGCUCAUCCUUGCGAAGCUCUCCGUGAUCCCCGUGCGACGCGGGUACUGGGGUAACAAGAUCGGCAAGCCCCACACGGUGCCUACUAAGGUCACUGGCAAGUGCGGCUCGGUCACUGUGCGCCUCGUCCCCGCGCCUCGCGGUUCCGGGAUUGUGGCGGCUCGCGUGCCGAAGAAGGUGCUGCAGUUCGCGGGUAUCGAGGACGUCUUUACCUCGUCCCGCGGCUCCACGAAGACGCUUGGAAACUUCGUGAAGGCCACGUUCGCCUGUCUGCUCAACACAUACACCUUCCUCACGCCCGACCUCUGGCACGCCACCAAGUUCACCAAGACGCCCUUCCAGGAGUUCACUGACUUCCUCGCCAAGCCGCACAAGCUCGCCCUCCCAGGAGCCACAUUCGCCUGUCUGCUCAACACAUACGCCUUCCUCACGCCCGACCUCUGGCACGCCACCAAGUUCACCAAGACGCCCUUCCAGGAGUUCACUGACUUCCUCGCCAAGCCGCACAAGCUCGCCCUCCCAGUCGCUGUGCCUGAUGCCUUUGCUGCCCCCCCUCCUGCCGCUGCCGCUCCGGUCCCCGCACGGUUAGAAGGGGGAGUAGCGGAAUUUCUGGAGGCGGACUGGACGGAGCAGGAGGUCAAGAAAGCUUUUGCAGCUAUGGCGAAAAACAAAUCACCUGGUGGCGACGGGCUUCCGAAAGAGCUUUUUGAGGCUCACUGGGACCUGUUGGGAAGCAGCUUCAUGGCCAUGGUGAAGGACUUUGAAAAGUCGGCCACGCUCCCGGUAGAAAUCAAGGAGGCAGUCACAAUUUUGCUGCACAAAAAAGGAGAACGGGAUCAGCUCAACAAUUACAGGCCAAUUACGCUGUUAAACUUCUCCUACAAGGUGCUGGCACGAGUGAUAGCGGAUCGAAUGAAAGCGGUUCUGCACCAAGUCAUCUCACCCGAACAGUGCGGCUUUUUACCAGGCAAAAGGCUGUCGGAUGCAGUGGCGCUGGUGGCGGACAUGAUCGAUGCAGCGAAAAACGGAAAUGAGGACUGGUUUUUGCUCCUCGUUGAUUUUCAAAAAGCAUUCGACUCCGUGUCCCGGGACUACCUGUUUCAGGUUCUAAGGAGGAUGGGGUUCUCAAACCGUUUCGUGGAGUGGAUUGAAGGGCUGCACAAGGACACGAAAACGAGGCUGCUGGUUAAUGGGUGGCUUGGAGAGGGGAUGGACGUGAUAUCCGGAGUUCGUCAAGGGUGUCCCUUGGCGCCUUACUUGUUUCUCUGUGCGGUCGAGCCCCUGGCUCAGGCGGUGGAGAGGGAGGAGCUCGGGCUCAGCAGAGAGGGGCAGCGUCUUGGCUACCUUGGUUACGCGGAUGAUACGACGCUAGCGCUGCAGGGAGCAGAACAGAUAAAAAAAGCGGAGAAGUUGUUAGACGAUUUCGAGAAAGUCUCUGGGCUGGCGACGAACAAAAGCAAAUCGGUGAUCUUACCGCUCGGGGCGAAUCUUGGCGCGACAGAUAGCAGCUCUGUCUUCAAGUGGGCCGGUGGCGACGAAGCAGAGAGGCUGCUGGGGGUCUGGGUGUCGCCUUCAGGAAGCGGCCUGCCGACGUGGGAGAAGGCUCUGGAACACAUGUCCGGGAAACUGUUAAAAUGGCAGCUGAAGUAUCUCACCACAUCAGCCCGAGCGACCGUGGUGAACUGCUACAUCACCCCAAUAGUGGCCUUCCAAGCGCAAGUUUAUCCCCCACCUGUAGAGGUGUGGGUUGAGCUUACGCGGCUGCUACACGGUUUCAUCUCUGGCAACAAAGUGACGACAGCCAGGGGCUUUGUGCUAUGGAGCAAGGAGUUGGUACACACUACUAGAGCAGCCGGCGGUAUUGGAGUGCGGGACCCCGGAAUUGUACUCACCUGCCUGGCCGCACGAAGGGUGGGGCUUUUUCUCACGGAAACCAAUAGUCUUAAGAAGUACAUCAUGACGCAGGCGGCGGACUUACCGAUGGGAACGGAUACCUUCACGGCGCAUGAGAAAUUACUGAAACACUGGACGGGGCGGAGUGUGCGGUGGAGGCAGACGUGCGAGAGCCUGCUGCAGUCCCCGCUAUGUGCACGUCCGACGGCGGUGACUAGGGAGGAGAUCCUGCAGGAGAGGAUAGCUUUCAGCACAGCUUUUCUGUUAAACGGGACAACCCCGCUUGGCGGACAAAAAGUGGCGCAAGGGCUCUGGAAGGUGCGGCUAGGCGAUUUGCUAGAGCAGGAUGCAGAUGGCGGUUUAGCUCAGAGAUCUGUGGAGGAGCUAUCUCUGCAGUUCGGAGGGAGCGCUCUCGCAAGGAUGGCGCUGAAGGUGCUGAGUACGAUUCCCGCACCUUGGCUAAAGGUGCUCGGCUUCCCAACAGUGCUUCCCCGCUCGGCUGACUCAACCCCCCAGCUGCCUAUUCUGGAGAACGGGCAGGUCAUUGCCUUGAAGCGGAUGAGGGAGUGCUGGACGGGGUUUAAUAAGGAGUCAUACAAGAGGGAGAAAUGGGCGGCGAGAUGGGGAGAAAGCAUCGAUUGGAAAAGAGCGGUGGACACAAGGGAUUCUCUGGCAGUUCCCAGUCGUCCGAGGGAUGUGCUUCUGAGAAUCCACGGUCUCAAUCUGCAGGUGGGGGAACGCCUGGCUUUUCUCAGCAGCAAACCUAUCUGCCCGUACUGUGGAGGGGAGGAAACUCGGGAGCACUGUCUCGUGCUCUGCCCGCGGAUCCAAAUGGUCACGAGUGCCCUCAAGCGCGCGCUGAGCAUGCUCAACCCCAAUCGCACAAUAACCUCGUUGGGUGACUUGCUGUUCCGGGCAACUGGCACCAAUUCUGCUUUCCCGGAGCUGACGCUAACGACAAUCACGUUUCAUCAGCUAUGGCUCGAGCGGUGUGAUGCUGUUUUUCGGGGCAGCAAGUUUCGGACGCAGCGGGUUCUCAGGAAGAUAGAGUUCGCAUUCCGGCAGCAUGCCAAGCGGUACUCUCGGAAAAAUGGGGUGACGUGGCGGAAGCAGAAUCACCGGUGUGUUUUGGAUGAGCGGGACAUGCUGCAGAGGAUCAAACUGGAUGGCAAGGAGUGGAAGUGGACGAACAGCUUCGCUGCAAUCUGGCUUCAUCGGAGGGCACGACCCAUCAGGCCCUAG
Closterium sp. NIES-65 is the source of this 3276-nucleotide messenger RNA. The record is from the annotation of a GenBank genome assembly. NCBI's taxonomy places the organism in Eukaryota, Viridiplantae, Streptophyta, Zygnematophyceae, Desmidiales, Closteriaceae.